AUGCCACAGUCGAACCUCUGCGCCAAAUGCACCGGCAUCUUCGAGGGACACUAUGUGCCGUCGGAUGUUCUGGCCCAGCAUGGUCUGAUCGAUACUCAGGCCGCACAGUUUAUAUCCCAGAACCUCGAUAAAUGGGGGGACGGCAUAUGCAAAGCCAGGCUAGACAAGGCUUCAGAAAAAGAAGCCCCGGUGCCAUAUCUUCACCAUAAUCUGCAAGACCUGGCAGAAUCGGCAGAUACAUGCGUAUUCUGUGCCAUGAUCUGGGAAAGGUUGACUAUUGAGGGGUUUUUCUAUCAUCCCACAAUUCUGGAUGAGAUGAAGAAGAAGGAUCUGGUUGGCCUUCCAGUCAUCCAGUCAAAAGUGGCUUUCGCCGGUAAAUUCUCUUUUACCAUCAUUUUUGUCUCUUGGUCAGGACAAAACUGGGAAGGUGUAACUUUUCAUAGAUUUAGUGUAUUUCACGCGAUUGACGUUGGGGACAAAGACAACAGGGCGAUAUGGAAAUCCGUGUUCGACCGGCGACAGUCACUUUUGCGAAUACGUCGCUGGCUAGAAUCAUCAACCACAACUUCAAACAUCCGCCCUCAGCUGCCUACGCGGCUUCUCCAUUGCAAGCCAUCGUCAAGUCCUGGAGGCGACCCUGCAGUUAAGCUAGUGGAUGCCAUCAAUCUUGAUCCCUCGACUCGCUAUUCCGCUCUCACUCAUCGCUGGGGCGCCGUGCAGCCUCUUAAGUUGUUGAAAGCUCGGGAAGUGGCAUUCCAUAACGGCAUCCCCUUCUCGUCUAUCCCAGCUACGUUUCAAGACACCAUCAAGUUGGCAAACGACAUUGGAAUUGAGUAUGUGUGGAUUGAUUCCCUCUGCAUUAUACAGGAUUCCAAAGAUGAUUGGCAAAGUGAAGCUGCGCGCAUGUCGUCUGUGUAUUCUCAGUCACAUGUUACCAUCGCUGCUACUGCUGCGCAGGAUUCGACUGCAGGACUCAAAAACCAGACUUCCAUGGUCAGACACCCCUGUGAGAUCACUCCAUCGUGGACAGGCUUUGAGGACGAAAUCCCAUCAGGACCUGUACGAAUUAUAAUCCAAUCUGGGUUUUGUGACGAAGUUCUUUCGAAGCCCCUAUUCCGUCGAGGUUGGACAUUCCAGGAAUGGAUUCUGUCACCUAGAACAAUCCACGUGGCCCGAGAUCAACUUUGGUGGACAUCAGCCACAAACAUGAAGUCACAAGGCCAUGCUGCAAACGAGACUUGCGAAGCAUAUGAAUUUGAUGUCGAUCGAGGCCAUGUCCACACAAUGGCGCCUGGGGAUCUAUACUCACUUGCUAACGAGUCCACGGGGACGUUUUCUCGAGUAUGGCAUGGCUUAUUGCAGGAAUACACGUCACGAGAUCUCACCUUUGAAUCUGAUCGUCUGGUAGCCUUUGCUGGCAUCGCAUCUUUGUAUCAAAGCUUUGUAAAGCUCCCUCCUGGCUCAUACCUGGCGGGAUUAUGGCGUCAGGUCCUCCUACAGGAUCUACUAUGGUAUGUUCUUGAUGGGAGAAAGGUCUUACCACCGCAACUUUACCGUGGCCCUUCUUGGUCCUGGGCUUCAGUUGAACCAACACCGAACCAGAAUGGGAAGUUUUCAGUUAGCAUGAAAGACAUAAGUGAUGACCUGCUGCCGCAUGAAGAGCCAUGGGCUGCUGUGGCUACUGUUCGGGAGGCAUUCGUCGAGGCCGUAGGUUCUGAAUUUGGCCCCGUGUCUGGAGGCCACUUGGUAUUUCAUGGGCCAUUGAUCAAAGCUCGCCAUGGUCUGGUGGUGAUAGACCUCUCGGGGCGCCUCACUGCAGAACAAGCUGCUGAGUUUGUACCAGGUGGCAGGUUGCGAUACACACGAAAUUACAUAUCAAUGCCAAACUGGACGGACGUCGCGGAAAAAGCACGGACUGAGGGUAAAAUAGCAACGGUUCAUUUAGACGCUGUUCCUACGUCGUUGGUGUCUGAUGAGGAAAUCGACAUCUACUUGGCCGUCACUCAUUGUCGGGUUGACCUCGCUGGAGAUCCAACUGCUCAUGUGUUGGCUCUUGUUAGGGGACAGGAAAAGGGAGAGUAUCGCAGAAUUGGCUACACUCAGGUGUUUGAGGAUAUCAUGGACCCGUGGAAGGAGACCAAGGACUUUGGUGUUUUCGACGCUCUUACAGACGAGAACGAGUAUCUUAGUGUUGGAGAUCGGCCCGGUUAUUACAACUACCGCAUCGUCUAA
This is a messenger RNA of Fusarium pseudograminearum CS3096, 2232 nucleotides long. RefSeq lists its product as uncharacterized. Lineage: Eukaryota; Fungi; Ascomycota; Sordariomycetes; Hypocreales; Nectriaceae. The record is from RefSeq and is a predicted model, not a curated record. The transcript is spliced from 2 exons. The coding region runs from base 1 to 2232 and encodes 743 amino acids.